Messenger RNA from Westerdykella ornata, 1603 nucleotides. RefSeq lists its product as uncharacterized. Gene Ontology annotation, biological process: sphingosine biosynthetic process. The record is from RefSeq and is a predicted model, not a curated record. Gene Ontology annotation, cellular component: membrane; intracellular membrane-bounded organelle; cytoplasm. Bases 182 to 1603 code for a protein of 473 amino acids. NCBI's taxonomy places the organism in Eukaryota, Fungi, Ascomycota, Dothideomycetes, Pleosporales, Sporormiaceae. The transcript has 2 exons.
CUUAGGCCACCAUCUCACGAGCACUGAUUUGCCUGUUUCGUAUAGUUGUCUUAUUUCGGUGCCUGUUAUUGUCUUCAAUAUUCUGUGAUUUAAAAGAGAUAGCAAAGUCUAGUACAUUCAUUUCCGCGAGCACUGUUCCAACACAUUCACUACCUCGAGCUCAGACUUCACGCCUGGCACCAUGGCGGAACCAUCCCCAGAGACGUUCACUUUCCUUAACUCCAGAAACCAAGAGCAAACCAUCGAAACCAAAGACCUCGUCACCAUUCUUCCGGACAACGACAGUAACAAUGGUACAACCUCGCUGAUCAUCCACGUCUCUCCCCAGCCGGCCGACUCGACAACCCCCCCAACCCUAAACAUCACCAAAGGAACGCCAACCUCAACACCACCACCUCAAAUCUCAUCUCCCCCGUCCCUCCCCUCGACCCUUGAAUAUGAAACCCACAUCAUCAUCUCCACCGGCUCAGGCACCAACCUGGCCUCCUCCUUCUUCAAGCAGGCCGUUUCCCCCCUCCUGCACGCCCUCUUCCCAAGCCUCUAUCCCAGAAACGUCAACGUCCAUACUACCGAAUCCGCAUCCAGCAUCCUGGACCUAACAAACCGCGAACUCCUCCCUGCAGCCAAUUCGGGAAGACACCUACUCAUCAUCCUGCUCUCGGGCGACGGCGGCAUCGUCGACCUCGUCAACGGCCUCCUCGCACACGGCCCCAACAGAGGAGAAUCCUACGUCCCUCCCAAACUCAUUCCCUUACCCCUAGGCACCGCAAAUGCGCUCUACCACAGCACGUACCCCCCAACUCGCCAGGACCAAACGUGGGGUCUCCGCUUCCUCUCCACCGUCCUCUCCUCCCCUGGCCAGCACCCAAGUUCAACUUCCACUCCCACUACAAAUCUCAUUCAAUGGCGCGCCCUCCCCACAUUCACAGCCACCUUCUCUCCGGGCUCCAAACUCCUCAUCGACGAAGCUCGAUCCUCCUGCCCCCUGCCCCGUGACGCCCACGGAACCGACACCCUGCACGGCGCAGUCGUCUUCAGCUGGGGCAUGCACGCCUCCCUCGUCGCCGACAGCGACAGCGCCGCAUACCGCCGAUUCGGCAUCGAGAGGUUCAAGAUGGCGGCCAAGGAGGCUUUGUAUCCUGCCGACGGGGGCAUGCCACAUGCGUACAAGGGACGUGUACUCGAAAGCGAGGUAUGGACGCCGUUGCAAGAGGAACAACACAUGUACGUGCUAGCGACGCUGGUAUCCAGGCUCGAGAAAACAUUCACCAUUUCCCCCUCCUCUACUCCCCUAGGUGACUCGCUGCAUCUCGUACGGUUCGGCCCUAGGAGCGGCGACGACGCUAUGCGUCUCAUGUCGCUGGCCUAUCAGGAUGGAAAACACGUCCAGGAUCCCGCCGUGCUGUAUGAGGGGAUCGACGGUUUACGCAUCGAGUUUGGUGUCGAUGGUGGCGAGACGGAGGAGCGGUGGAGGCGCGUUUGCGUCGAUGGGAAGAUUGUGGUUGUUGGGGAGGCCGGGUGGGUGGAGGUGAGGAAGGGAGAGGUGAGGGCGGGAGGGGGAAAGGGCGUGUUGGAUGUGGCUGUGUCGGUGUUGGAGGGCUAG